Molecule: messenger RNA, 387 nt
Organism: Aureobasidium subglaciale EXF-2481
Lineage: Eukaryota; Fungi; Ascomycota; Dothideomycetes; Dothideales; Saccotheciaceae
Exons: 3
Coding region: 1-387 (128 amino acids)
Cellular component (GO): cytosol; mitochondrion
Molecular function (GO): deaminase activity
Source: RefSeq, a predicted model, not a curated record
AUGUCGAGCAAACAAGUCAUUGUGACCGAUAGGGCACCGUCACUUCCCGCAAUAUACAGCCAGGCUAUCGUGGUCAACGGCCUAGUCUUCUGCUCCGGCACCAUUGCCAUCGAUCCCAAAGACGGCGAAAUCAUACAAGGCGACAUCAAAGAUCGUACACAUCAAGUCCUCAAAAAUCUUUCGGCAGUGCUCGAAGCUGCCAAAACCUCAUUGGACAAUGUGGUGAAGCUCAAUGUCUAUCUUUCGAACAUGGACGAUUUUGCAGCUAUGAAUGAGGUAUACGUUGAGUAUUUCCCAAACAAAAAGCCUUGCCGCACCUGCGUAGCUGUCAAGACAUUGCCCUGGGGGACCGACGUCGAGAUGGAGUGUACCGCCGUGCAGGCUUAG